This is a messenger RNA of Oncorhynchus kisutch (coho salmon), 2348 nucleotides long. RefSeq names its product cilia and flagella associated protein 36 (gene cfap36). The record is from RefSeq and is a predicted model, not a curated record. The coding region runs from base 1007 to 2167 and encodes 386 amino acids. Lineage: Eukaryota; Metazoa; Chordata; Actinopteri; Salmoniformes; Salmonidae. The transcript is spliced from 11 exons. Gene Ontology annotation, cellular component: ciliary base; axoneme.
UUUGAGCGACAUUCAUCCAACAUGUCUUAUUAUAGCUUAGUUAAUACUUUAAGCAAAUAAACUAGCUGGUUAAGUUAUCCACUGGGUGAAACAGUAUAUACAUGUGCGUAGAGACCACUCGAACGCCUAGAAAGUUCCGAUUCAAACGCACAAUUCACCAGAUCUGCAUUAGAAUGAUCACCAACUAUUGAGUUUCGUUGAUCAACUCUCUGCAUUUACUUCCGGUAUGUACUUCCAAAAAAUGUCUAAAUAAAAAUGUACAAGCAACCAAAAAACAUCCAGUGUGAUAGGAUUGAGCUGUUGUAUUCUUCCGAUCUGAUCGUUGCAGUAAUUUUUUUGGAAGUACAUACCGGGAGUAAAUGAAGAUACUUGCUCAGCGAAACUCCAUAUUUGGUGAUCAACAAAUUUACAUUAUUAACGCUUACAGUGGGGAAUCGGCGCAUUCUGGAUGUUAGCAUACAGAUACUGGUGCACACACUGGUUGAAUCAACUUAAUUGGUCAACGUGUUGUGACAUGGAAUCAAGGUGAAAAAUUCAUUGGAUUUGAAAAAAGUCAUUAACCAGUACGGUUUUCAUCUAAUUUUAACAAGCGUUGUAAACAUUGAAAUUAGGGUUGAACUCAAAUACAUUGACUUACAGGUAAAAGUGUUGUUAAUAUCAUUAAUUUGGCAUCUUAUUUAUAGGGCUAAUGUAAUGGUACCCCAUUCAUAGACGCCAACUGCUUUAGCUCUAUUGAUGAUAGUAUCUUCUUUAUGGGAGCUUUUUGAAAGCUAACACGCAUCGCUUGCCGUACUCUUUUGUAAACAUAAGGACCAUAUUUCAUAACAGCGAGAAAUUAUUUUCUAAAAACAAAAGGUUAAAUUGAUACACACAUUGUUAGGGUUAAUGUUCCCACACAGCCAUAUCCAUGUUUCAGCGCUUGUUUACUGAAGACAAGAGGUGCUAGUUAGCUGUCUAGCAUGCUCUGAACACCUGUGUGGAAGCGUAACUCGGGAAGUGUAGUUGGAUGGAGGCAGCCAUAGCUGUUUGGAUCUGUAACUGCUACAGUGUAGUUUUGUCGGAUGGAAGCUCCCAUAGCAGUAUAGAUCUGUGCUACAUUUUUGAUGACGAAGAUGAAAAUAAAUUGACUUAUACAGAAAUCCAUCAGCAGUACAAGCAUUUGGUGGAGAAGUUGUUAGAAACCUACAUGCAAGAGGUUGGCAUCGAUGAGCAGCAGUUUUUGGAGGCAUGCUCCUCUCCUUUUGCCAAGUCCAAAACCUUACAGACUGUAUUCCAGCCCGUCCUGGCCACAGACGACUUCCAGAUGUUCAGGUCUCUCAUGGUGCAGAAGAACAUGGAGCUCCAGCUCCAGGCGCUGCAGGUCAUUAAAGAGAGAAAUGGCGCCCUGCCUGAGUGUCUCACAGAUGGAGCAGACGUGAUGAGUGAACUGGAGCAGCAGGAGAUGAAGAUUAUACAGGAGGUUCUGAAGAAGUCAAAGGAGGAUUAUGACCUAGAGAUGGCUCGGCGACUGCAGUCAGAGGAGAUCGGCUCCACGUUCAGAAGCUGCUCUGAUAGGCCAGUUCUAGAGGCAGUCAGCAUCCAGAGGCCCACCUCCAUUCAACAGACCAACAAGCCCAAGGCUGAGGCGAAGGUGUGGGACAGUGGUAGCCACCAGCCCUCUGUCCCUCUGGUCAAUGGAAACGCAACGGUGAACAGUACAUCUCCUCAGAGAGGGGAGCUGAAGGCUGCUGGAGGUAGUGGGCAGAUGAGUCCAGCCAAUACCAGCACAUCUCCCCCUUCUAAGUUGGCAUCAGAACCACGAGUCCUUCCUGCUGUGAGGGUUCCAGUGAAGGGCAUAGAGCUUCCGGCUGUCUCCAGGGAGAAGGGCAGCAGCCAGGCAGUAGAGGGCUGGAUAGAAGAGGCACGCAAGGAGGCUGGCAUCUCCAAGCCAUUCACAGAGUUGUCAGCAGAGCAGCAGGUGCAACUCCAGCAGAGGGCGCUGUACCUGAGGCAGCAGAGGGACAAACUUCAGGCCAUGAAAAGAGAGCAGAGACCCAAACCAGCCACACCAGAGGAACCCCCUGCCCCCACUCCCAGCACACCGGAGAUCUCUGUCGAAGAUAAAAAGAAGUUACAGAAAAGACAACAUCUGGCUGAAAAACUGAAAGAGGAAGUCAUCAAGAAGUAAACGCAACUGCAAUAUACACCCCCCUCAGAGUUUAAUUGUAGUCAAAAUGGUCCGGGACUGUGCUUGAGAAGGGGCAAAAUGAAAGGUAUUCAAAUGGAUCUUUAUAUAGAAUCAGUGGUGCAUUAAUAUUAACUAUGUAAGAUCAUGUAUGCCGUUUAAUAAAUCCUAUUAUUUUAUACAC